Molecule: messenger RNA, 596 nt
Organism: Elgaria multicarinata webbii
Lineage: Eukaryota; Metazoa; Chordata; Lepidosauria; Squamata; Anguidae
Gene: CHCHD7
Product: coiled-coil-helix-coiled-coil-helix domain containing 7
Exons: 4
Coding region: 125-382 (85 amino acids)
Biological process (GO): mitochondrial respiratory chain complex assembly
Cellular component (GO): mitochondrion
Source: RefSeq, a predicted model, not a curated record
ACCGCUUAUAAGGCGGUUGCCCAAGCCGCUGACGUCUUUCGAAUUGGAGGCGAGUAGUCAGCCUGCGAGCCGCCUUCCCUUGCGGCGGUUGAGCUGCUGAGUUUAAAAAAACACCAAAAAAUCUAUGUCCGGAAAAUUGCAACGACUUCGAGAUCAUGAAAUAAAUCCCUGUAUAGCGGAAACAGAUGCCUCUAGAAAAUGUAUGGAUGAGAGUAACUACAAUAAAGCUAUGUGUGCCAACUAUUUUUUAAGAUACAAAAACUGCAGAAAAUUUUGGAGUGGGGUCAUGAUGCAGAGAAGAAUCGAUGGGAUACAACCAAAUAUGCCUACAGCAGAAGAGAGAGAGAGAAUCUUGGCAUCAAUGGGAAGAAUGCCAUACUGAUCAUGGACUGGUUUUAGAUGUACAGUAUAGCUUAUUGAAAACAAGGUGCUCUGGAAAGCAUGGUGAAAAACCACCACUACCUUCUUAUAUACCCUUGUACAAUAUUCUCUGCAGUUUUAGUUGAUUGCCUCGAAGAUGUUUUUUUAUUGCAACCCAACCUGAAGUCUUGAUGCAGAAAAAAAAAACUUUCAGUAAUAAAUUGACUUUUUUUUAA